This is a messenger RNA of Brenthis ino (lesser marbled fritillary), 1206 nucleotides long. The record is from the annotation of a GenBank genome assembly. NCBI's taxonomy places the organism in Eukaryota, Metazoa, Arthropoda, Insecta, Lepidoptera, Nymphalidae.
AUGUCGAGUCUGGAGAACAUAUCGCAGGAGGGCAUUCAGUGCUUGGCCUUCGCUGACAGCUAUACCAAGAAAUCUGACCCAACAACGUUGUUGCCAACAUUGUGGAUCGGAACGACAUUAGGGUCAGUAUUGACGAUGAUGAUCAAUUUACCAGAAGCUGAUCUACGGCAUACACAACCCGUGAUUGUUUCCACUAGUGGUGGUCCUAUAUUUAGGUUAAAAGGUUCAAUAUUGGCAAUGUCAUUUUUGGACUGUAAUGGUGCUUUAAUUCCUUAUUCGUAUGAGAGCUGGAGAGAUGAUAGUAAAGACGGUCGAGAACGUCGUGAGCGUACGCCCACCAAGCAGGGCUCCGGCAGCAGCCACAUGAGCCCUACGCCGGGCAGCACUGAGUCGGCAGCAGAUCGACAGUUCGUAGUCAUCGCGUCUGAGAAACAAGCGCGCGUCGUGGCUUUGCCCAGCCAAAAUUGUGUCUAUCGCCAACAAAUUGUUGAUACAGACUUUGUUGUUAAAUCGGAAAUUGUCAGUUUAAAAGACAGCGUAUGUUUAGUAAACUAUUUGUCGACGGGACACCUGGCAGCCUACAGCCUGCCGUCGCUGCGGCCGCUCGUGCAAGCCGACUUCCUGCCGCUUUCUGAACUCAGCUUCCAGACACAGUCCAAACAGAGGGGUAUCGUAGACCCAAUGCUCUCCAUAUGGGGCCAGCAACUGAUAGUUAACGAGGACACGGACCAGAUAGCGAAGACGUUCUGCUUCAGCAACCGCGGGCACGGGCUCUACCUCGCCUCGCCCACUGAGAUACAGAAGUUCACUAUCGACGCUGAGUUCUGUCAACAAUUAAAUGAAAUGAUCGGCGAGCUGUUCCUGCCGCGUGACAUGCCGGAGCCCCCCAAGGAGAGCUUCUUCAAAGGACUCUUUGGAGGUGGCUCCAGACCACUCGAUAGAGAGGAAUUAUUCGGCGAGAGCAGCGGCAAGCCCAGCCGCAGCGUGGCGAAGCACAUCCCGGGCGCGCCGCUGGAGGCCGCGGGCGCGCGCGCCGCCGCCGCCGCCGGCGAGGUGUCGCGCGCGCACCAGCUCGUGCUCGAGCGCGGCGACAAGCUCUCGCACCUCGAGGACCGCACCGAGAGGAUGCACUCGCAGGCUUCCGAGUUCUCCUCAUCGGCGCACCAGCUCAUGCUCAAGUACAAGGACAAGAAAUGGUACCAGCUG